Molecule: messenger RNA, 1311 nt
Organism: Tribolium castaneum (red flour beetle)
Lineage: Eukaryota; Metazoa; Arthropoda; Insecta; Coleoptera; Tenebrionidae
Gene: Coprox
Product: Coproporphyrinogen oxidase
Exons: 4
Coding region: 120-1268 (382 amino acids)
Cellular component (GO): cytoplasm
Molecular function (GO): coproporphyrinogen oxidase activity
Source: RefSeq, a predicted model, not a curated record
UCGAGGGACGAGCCGCCACUGCUACUAACAGCUGAUUUGACAUAAUGACAUAUCUAAUCUGCUAUUUUUUAUUUUAACACUUUCCGACUAUCAUUUAGUACAAAAACUUGCCAAUCAGCAUGUUCCUCAAAGUCUUAAUUAAAAACUGCUCAUUAAUUUAUUACCAACGUCAACGCGACUUAUCAAAGUUAAGGCGUUAUGGCCCGGUUUUUAUCGGAGGCUUCGCCCUAUUCUCUUCCCACAAAGUAAAAAUAGACACUAGCACGUUCAUGGCAUCGCCUAUAACCCCCUUGUCGCAACUGGAGCAAGCCCCCGAUGACAUGAAGACCCGUAUGGAGCUGAUGGUGCUCCGGGUCCAGGCGGAGGCUUGCCGAGCUCUGGAGGAGGAAGACAAUUGUAACAAGUUCCUAGUGGAUAAGUGGGAGCGCCACGACGGCCGCGGCGGUGGUAUCACUUGUGUGCUCCAAGAAGGCAAAGUUUUUGAGAAAGCUGGAGUCAACAUUUCCGUUAUUUCCGGAAAUUUGACUCCAGGGAUUGUGGCACAAAUGCGUGCAAGGGGGAAGAAAUUGAAACGGGAUAGUCCCCCGUUUGCCGUUAUAGGGAUCAGUGCUGUGAUUCACCCCAAAAAUCCGAUGGUGCCAACUGUUCAUUUCAAUUACCGGUAUUUUGAAAUCCAGGAUGAGGAUCAGGUUGUGUGGUGGUUUGGGGGCGGGAGUGACCUCACUCCCUACUAUUUGAAUAAGGCUGAUGCUAUACAUUUCCAUUCGGCGCUCAAGGAUGCUUGUGAUAAACAUGACAAAAGUUAUUAUCCUAAGUUUAAGAAGUGGUGCGAUGAGUAUUUCACGAUUAAACAUCGCAAGGAGAGGAGGGGCAUUGGGGGGAUAUUUUUCGAUGAUUUGGAUACUCCCGAUCGGGAGUCCUGUUUCAAAUUUGCCACGGAUUGUGCAGACGCGUUCAUUCCCUCCUACAUUCCUUUGGUGCAAAGGCAUAAACACGCCAUGUACACCGAGACUGAAAGAAACUGGCAAUUAUUGAGACGGGGACGUUACGUUGAGUUUAACUUGGUUUGGGAUAGAGGUACUAAGUUCGGAUUUAAUACACCUGAUGCUAGGUUUGAAAGUAUUUUAAUGUCAUUGCCUCUCUUGGCGAGAUGGGAAUACAUGCACCAACCAGCUCCCGAAUCACCUGAAGGAGAGCUACUUGAGGUUUUAAAAAAUCCCAGAGACUGGAUUGAAGAGUGUUCUUGCACAGACCACCAGAAAAAAUGAUUGUUUUUUUAAAUAAUUUUGAUAAAUAAAUAAUAAAAAUUAA